Microthlaspi erraticum is the source of this 753-nucleotide messenger RNA. The record is from the annotation of a GenBank genome assembly. Lineage: Eukaryota; Viridiplantae; Streptophyta; Magnoliopsida; Brassicales; Brassicaceae.
AUGGGUCUUAGGAAGAGAGCGGCCGUGCCUAUUGAUGACGUCGUCGUUGCUUCCGAGCCGGCACCCAAAAAGAAAAAGAAGGUCUCAACUUCUGUUCCCGAGGACGUGAUCAAGCUUGACUCUCCUCCUUCCUCGGAUCACGAUGAUUCUUCCCGUCACGACGAGAGUGCUUAUCAUCGUGAUGACGGUUUGAGGACUCCGCCGCGUGGUGGUUCGCCUUCUCAGGGGAACAAGUUCCUCACUCCUCGUGACGACGCUCCUUCCUUUAACCGGCGUGAUUGUGGCGGUCUUGAAGGAGGGGAGUCAUCUCGGCGCCCAGGCGAGAAUGAUGAGGCGGUGUCUCGUCACUCGGAGGCGGGUGGCUUUGCUCCUGGCUCGAACCUUGGUGCCGAGGGCGAUACCGGGAUGCCAAAGGAUGGUCCUGAGGGCUAUAAUCCUCAUGCGUUCAAGACGUGGUGGAAUGGCGAGAGCCCUCUUAUGGAGGAUCAGGAUGCUUGCGGAGGAGGGACUUGGAUUUCCAAAGUUCAUCCUGGUAAAGGGAUUCCGCGCGAGGAGCUCACCUUUAGGACUGACUUUGACGAGGCUGCUCAACAUCAUAUCAUGUCUGGCGGGAAGUUCACUGCGCUGGUCCAGAAGUACGAGACGGCUCUCCGGGCGGCUAAGGAUGAGGUCUUCAGGUUGCAGCAGGAGCAGGAGAAGGCGAAAGACGUCGACACGAUGGUGGCCGUCUUCAGGAUAAGGCGGAUAGGCUAA